Messenger RNA from Hippocampus zosterae (dwarf seahorse), 2821 nucleotides. RefSeq names its product 1-phosphatidylinositol 4,5-bisphosphate phosphodiesterase delta-1-like. Gene Ontology annotation, biological process: phosphatidylinositol-mediated signaling; lipid metabolic process. The transcript is spliced from 15 exons. NCBI's taxonomy places the organism in Eukaryota, Metazoa, Chordata, Actinopteri, Syngnathiformes, Syngnathidae. Gene Ontology annotation, molecular function: phosphatidylinositol-4,5-bisphosphate phospholipase C activity; calcium ion binding. The coding region runs from base 28 to 2349 and encodes 773 amino acids. The record is from RefSeq and is a predicted model, not a curated record.
UUAGCAGACGGUGGGGCAGCACCAAGCAUGGCAUGCCUGCGUAAACAACACAAACGCAGCACAUCGCAGGACUUACGGAGCUUUGCUAGAGACCCGGGGGUGAUUGAAAAGAAUGUGAAGCUCCUAGGUAUGGACGGCGACACCGAUGUCCAGUUCCUCCUGCAGGGCGGAGAUCUUCUCAAGGUCCGCUCCUCCUCCUGGAAGAAAAACCGAUAUUUCAGACUCCAAGAAGACUGCAAGACGAUGUGGCGGGAAUCCAAAAGAACCUUCAGGAGGCACCGGACAUUUUCCAUCGACGACAUCUCGGUGGUGCGGCUGGGUCGUCACACGGAGGGUUUGAAAAAGUACACGGAUCAGCAAAUGGGGAAUUGCUGUUUUUCCAUCAUCUUCAAGGAGCAGCGUAAGAACUUGGACCUCAUCGCCAGCUCUGAGGAGGAAGCCAAGCAAUGGGUCGGCAGCCUUCAGAAACUGAUCGACAGAAGAAACAACCUCAACCAGCAGCAAAGGACAGAACACUGGAUCUUCAGCUGCCUGAGGAAAGCGGACGAGAACAAAGACCACAAGCUGAGUGUGUCCGAGGUCAAGAACUUCCUCCAUCUCAUCAACAUCGACGUGGAUGACGGCUACGCAGACAUGCUCUUCGAGAAAUGCGACAAAUCAAAGUCCGGAUACCUGUUUGGGGAGGAGAUCAAAGAUUUCUACAACCUGCUGACGUACCGGGAAGAAAUUGACGUGAUCUACCGGGAGUACGCCCGGUCUGCGGGCGUCAUGAGUUGCGAAAACCUGGUGGAGUUCCUGCUGCAGGAACAGCGAGAGAUGAUAACGCUGGCUGAAGCGCGCAAGAUUAUUGAGAAGUUUGAGCCGGAUGAAAAAGCCAAGGAGAAGGAGGUGUUAACUAAGGACGGCUUCCUCAUAUAUCUGCACCAUCCUGAUUCCUUGCUCCUCAAUCCGGAGCACAAGGAGGUGUACCAGGACAUGAGCCAGCCGCUCAACCACUAUUUCAUCUCGUCCUCACACAACACUUACCUCCUGGAGGAUCAACUCAAAGGACCGAGCAGCACAGAGGCCUACAUCAGGGCUCUGCUGAAGGGCUGUCGCUGCGUGGAGUUGGACUGCUGGGACGGCUCAGACGACGAACCGGUCGUCUACCACGGCUACACGCUAACGUCGAAGAUCUUGUUCAAAGAUGUCAUUAAAGCCAUCAAGGAGUUUGCCUUUAAGGCAUCGGACUACCCGGUGAUCCUCUCCCUGGAGAACCACUGCAGUGUGGAGCAGCAGGAAGUCAUGGCCCGGCACAUGAGCUCCAUCUUGGGCAGCGCGCUGGUCACGUCUCCCCUCGGGGACGGCAUCCCCGCAAACUUCCCAUCUCCCGAGGAGCUGAAGGGAAAGUUCCUGAUCAAAGGCAAGAGUUUAAACAAACUCCAGGCCACCUUUGCUCCGGAUGCGGCGGCUGCCGAUGAGUCUGAAGUAACAGAAGAAGAAGAGUCGGACGAUGAGGAUGAAGCGGAGGAGGAAAACAAAAAAAGGAAACUGAAGCUCUCGAAGGAGCUGUCCAACAUGGUGAUCUACUGUAAGAGCGUCCACUUCAACGGCUUUGAGGAUGCCAAGAAAAACCUGAGCUUUAACGAGAUGUCGUCCUUUAAGGAAAAAAAGGCCAUCGCGCUUGCGGAAGAGUCAGCGAACGCCUUCAUCAAUCAUAAUGUGGACAAGCUGAGCCGCGUCUAUCCAGCCGGCUCCAGGACCGACUCGUCCAACUACAACCCGGUGCCUCUGUGGAACGCCGGCUGCCAAAUUGUGGCCCUAAACUUUCAGACGACCUGCGAGGAUAUGGAUUUAAACCAAGGCAAAUUCCUCGUGAACGGGAAGAGCGGCUACAUCCUAAAACCGGCCUACAUGAGGAAAGCGCUCACCGAUUUUGAUCCGAUCACGCUGACCCGAGGAGAGUGGCUGAAGCACAAGACGCUCCACGUCAUGGUUAUAUCGGCUCAGCAGCUCCCGAAAGUCAACAGGAAGAAAUCCUCCAUUGUUGACCCACUGGUUAAGGUGGAGGUGCAUGGGGUGCCGGCUGACAUGGCUGUGAAAGAGACCCGCGCUGUUGACAACAACGGUUUCAAUCCAGAAUGGAAUGAAAACUUCCAGUUUGACGUGUACGUGCCGGAGCUUGCCUUGGUGCGCUUCCUGAUCGAAGACCAUGAUUCCACAUCCGGUAAUGAAUUUGUUGCGCAGUACACGCUUCCGCUCAACAGUUUAAAGAUGGGAUACAGACACGUGCCUCUGCUCGAUAAAAGUGGUUACGUUGUCCAUGCAGCUGCACUCUUUGUUCACAUCAUGGUCAUCGAUGCUGAAUAAAAAUCCGCCAACGGGCCUGUUUGUGAAUCUCCAUUCCAUAGCCAUGACUUGUUUUUUUUUUCAAUACCGUUGAUAAAAGUGCAUAUUGCUUUGCCGAUCACCCUAUUUGAGUAACUUUAUACUUGUUGAUUGAGAACAAUACUGCAAGUUAGACAGUUAUUUUUUUUAGGAGCCAUGAGCCUUCAUGGAAAUACUGUACAGUGCAAAUAUGCAAGCGAAUGCUGAAUCUUUGCGGAGACUUGUUUUCCUCAAUAGGACUACACUAGGUUCACAAAGCAUUCUCACUAUACUAGCAUUUCAAGGUAAACAAAACAAUGCUCUGUCAUGGGUACAUUGUUAUGUAUGAUUCAUUUUUCCUGGAUCACAACUUUUUUUUUUUAAAGAGCAAGUUUUCAACAUGAAUACCUGUCUACGGAAGUAUUUAUUGUAGCUUGUCACUUUGUUGGGAGUCCAUUAAAACAUUCACAUCACA